Messenger RNA from Octodon degus (degu), 1786 nucleotides. It is a transcript of the gene Peds1, whose product is annotated as transmembrane protein 189. Gene Ontology annotation, molecular function: plasmanylethanolamine desaturase activity. The coding region runs from base 79 to 894 and encodes 271 amino acids. The record is from RefSeq and is a predicted model, not a curated record. Gene Ontology annotation, cellular component: endoplasmic reticulum membrane. Gene Ontology annotation, biological process: ether lipid biosynthetic process. The transcript has 6 exons. NCBI's taxonomy places the organism in Eukaryota, Metazoa, Chordata, Mammalia, Rodentia, Octodontidae.
UUGGGCGGCGUGAUCUCGCCGCGGUUCCGCGGCUGUGCAGCCCCAGCAGAGCGCGCCAGGCGGGCUGGGCCGGUGGCUAUGGCGGGCGCCGAGGACGGGCCGGGCCAGCGUCCAGAGCUCGACGAGGACGAGGCGGCAUACUGCAGGCGCUGGGGCGCGCAGCACGCCGGGGCCCGAGAGCUGGCCGCGCUCUACUCGCCAGGCAAGCGCCUCCAGGAGUGGUGUUCUGUGAUCCUGUGCUUCAGCCUCAUUGCCCACAACCUGGUCCACCUCCUGCUGCUGGCCCGCUGGGAACACACGCCCCUCGUCAUCCUAGGCAUAGUCGCAGGGGCUCUCAUUGCUGACUUCCUGUCGGGCCUGGUGCACUGGGGAGCCGACACGUGGGGCUCCGUGGAGCUGCCCAUCGUGGGGAAGGCUUUCAUCCGCCCUUUCCGGGAGCACCACAUAGACCCCACAGCUAUCACGAGGCACGACUUCAUCGAGACCAAUGGUGACAACUGCCUGGUGACACUGCUGCCGCUGCUAAACAUGGCCUACAAGUUCCGUACCCAGAGCACAGAAGCCCUGGAGCAGCUGUACGCCUGGGAGUGCUUCGUCUUCUGUCUCACCAUCUUUGGCACCUUCACCAACCAGAUCCACAAAUGGUCGCACACAUACUUUGGGCUGCCGCACUGGGUCACCCUCCUGCAGGACUGGCACAUCAUCCUGCCGCGGAAACACCACCGCAUCCACCACGUCUCGCCCCACGAGACCUACUUCUGCAUCACCACAGGCUGGCUCAACUACCCCCUGGAGAAGGUGGGCUUCUGGCGGCGCCUGGAGGACCUCAUCCAGGGCCUGACUGGCGAGAAGCCCCGGGCAGACGACAUGAAGUGGGCCCAGAAGAUCAAGUAGCUUCGCCAAGCCUGCCGCCUGGUUGCCAAGCUCCCCAGCCUGCGAACCGAAGCCAUCUGCCAAAUCCCAGCCUGCUUGAGCUGGCCUCUCCAGGUGGAGGGGACAACUCCUGGGCUGGGCCCAGGCACUCCCAGCCUACCCCUUGGGGCACAGAAUACUUGAGCCACUGAUUUUUCAUUUCCUCUUUUCAUUUUCUUUCCUUGGGCUCCCAAGCUGCUCCGCCCGCCUGCCUGACUGCACAAGAGGGAGCCCGCCCUGCUCACUAUCCCUGGGGCAGAGGCCACACCCCUGCCCCCCUCCCUGGGUGGCCCUUCAGUGUGGCUGGCUUUGGGGCCACUAAGUCACCUCCUUGCCCUCCUCUGGCCCCAGAGAGGCCGGGGAGUCCCUGGGACACAAGUGUCCCCUGACCCUUGUCCUGCUGUAGCUCUGCAAACUGAUCAUGGAAGCCUGCAUGGGUGGACAGCUGCAGCCACCAUUGUGGCCCUGCGCCUUCACCCAAGGGUGGCGGCACUCAGCAAGGGUCUGAGGGCAGCCAGCCAGAAGAGGGUGGAAGCCCCUGCCCAAGUUCCGGCACUCCCUUCCCAGCCCUCCCCCAUGUGCCCACGUGUUCCAGCAGAUCUGACACUUCCAUAGGGGACCUCUUUGCAGGGCACAGUGCUUGAAGAAGUCUUGGUCAUUUGGGAAGGGGACACUAUGUCCCUUCUGGCCAAGGUGUCAGGAGGAAGAGUGGGACAUUUUUAAUUUUUUUUUUUUUAAAGGUGCUUGCUUGUUUAAUGUAAAUAAUAGAAAGCCUUAAUAUCUUUUUCUGUAACACGGAGUAAUAUUUUAAUGUCAUGUUUUGGAUGUACGUAAUAUAUUUAUAACAAAGCACCAAGAGUCAACUUAACCUUGA